This is a messenger RNA of Dissoconium aciculare CBS 342.82, 1990 nucleotides long. Its product is annotated as FAD/NAD(P)-binding domain-containing protein. Lineage: Eukaryota; Fungi; Ascomycota; Dothideomycetes; Mycosphaerellales; Dissoconiaceae. Bases 350 to 1633 code for a protein of 427 amino acids. Gene Ontology annotation, biological process: secondary metabolite biosynthetic process. The transcript is spliced from 3 exons. The record is from RefSeq and is a predicted model, not a curated record. Gene Ontology annotation, molecular function: FAD binding.
AACGAGUUUGACCCACCCAUCGAUCAAUCCGAUGCACAUAUAAGCCGUGACGCGUCGCAGCUCUAUUUCCGCAAGCGCAUCGGCAUGAACUCCGGCUGGAUAUCCGGAGAGGAUGUUCUCUCCUUGUCUUGCCGGUCGUUCGGUCCGUGAUUCGUCCGCAAUCAGUCCGUGGGCGUCAUCAGAGAUCAUUGAAGCAUCUUCCAUAUUCACUGCAGACCCAAAGCUGAAUUCUACAAGAUGUUACAACACAUAACCACAACUCAAGGCUAGGAAAGUUCGCUUCUUCUCCUGCCAAGCGAGCAAACGAGCACACCCUCCCCAGCCUCAUCUCGCAACUCGUUCGUCAAAAAUGUCCGGAUCCACCAAGCUAGAGUAUGCGAUCAUCGGCGGCGGGAUCAGUGGCAUGGUCCUGGCCCUGGCCCUACAUCAACGAGGCCUAUCCGUCACCGUCUACGAGUCAGCGGCCCAAUUCGGCGAGAUCGGCGCGGGUGUGGGAUUCACGGAGAACGUCGUGCAGGCGAUGCACGUAUGCCACGACGGCAUCCACGAGGUGUUCGAGGGGAUCUGCACCCACAACCAAUGGCCGUCGAAGGAGCACAUCUGGUUCGACGUCUACGACGCCUCCGGGGAGGACGCGGCUUCGGAACACAUCUUCGGCGUGCCCAGCAACUUCGGCUCCGCUGGCAUCCAUCGCGCCCGCUUCCUCGACGGGCUGAUCCAGAUGAUGCCCGAGGGAAUGGCACUGAAUAGCAAACGAUUUGAAAGCGCCGAGAAAGGCACCGAUGGACGCUGGAAGAUCAAAUUCGUUGAUGGCUCGACUGCAACGGCGGAUGCGGUCAUCGGCUGUGAUGGAAUCAAGUCUUCGGUUAGAAGGUGGAUGUACGGCGAGGACCAUCCUUGCACGGCUCCGACGUACACAUAUAAGUACGCCUACCGAGCGUUGAUCCCGAUGGAGGACGCCAUCGGUGCUAUUGGUGAGGAGAGGGCUAUGAACUGCACCAUGCUAAUGGGGCCCGGUGCCCACGUUCUGACCUUCCCAGUCGACCAUGGUCGUAUCUGCAAUAUGGUCGCCUUUGUCACUUCGAAAGACGACUGGCCCGACCACCACAAAUUGACAAGAUCAGCGCAUCAUUCUGAUGCACAACGAGACUUCCAAGGUUUCAGCCGUGACGUGCACAAGCUCCUGGCAUUGGUCAAGGAUGAUCUGGAUGUGUGGGCCAUCUUCCACCUCGGCGACAACCCAUUGCCGCAUUACAACAAGUCCAGCGUAGUCUUGGUCGGCGACGCCGCGCACGCGACUUCGCCGCAUCACGGAGCUGGCGCCGGCAUGUGUGUCGAGGACAGUGCCGUGCUGGCCGAGUUACUCGCCCUGCCCGAGGUCCGAGAUGCGCGAAGCAUCGAGAAGGCCUUCGCCGUAUAUAACGAAGUACGCCGCGAACGAGACAACUUCGUGGUGCAAAGCAGCGCUCACCAGGGCGAAGCCUAUGAGUUUCUUGCUCCAGGGAUCGGUAAAGACUUUGACAGGAUUAAGAAGGAGAUGAUGACGAGGAAUGCUCGAAUCACUGAUGUUGACAUCCGGAAGAUUUGUGACGAUGCAAGAGAUGCGCUGCGGGCAAAGUUGGGGGAGGCAUGAGCGUGAGUAGUUGUGCUUGUGGACGAAAUUCACGCGGAUCCGAAUUCGAAUUUCGACGAGGUGUAGAUAACGGACCACGAUGAUGAAGGCAUUAUUGGAAUCGAUGACACUCAUCAGAGUUGAAACAACACAGUGAUACAAGCGAAGAAUGUAAUCUUUGUAGAACAAUAAACCAUACAGAACCGAAUCGGACCGCUCUUGCCCUUCCUUCCCCAUAAACAAAACAAUACCCGGCCCCUGAAUCACCAGUGGACACCCAUAUGUGCAAAUGUCCUACUCAUUCCCCAUGAGAAAAGCAAAAGUGGAGACAAAAAGACCCUAUUUCCAGCCCGAGUCCAAGAAGAACCAGUCCACCAU